This is a messenger RNA of Acinonyx jubatus (cheetah), 1966 nucleotides long. RefSeq names its product nitrilase family member 2 (gene NIT2). The transcript is spliced from 10 exons. Gene Ontology annotation, biological process: L-glutamine metabolic process; oxaloacetate metabolic process. Gene Ontology annotation, cellular component: mitochondrion. Bases 131 to 1090 code for a protein of 319 amino acids. Gene Ontology annotation, molecular function: omega-amidase activity. Lineage: Eukaryota; Metazoa; Chordata; Mammalia; Carnivora; Felidae. The record is from RefSeq and is a predicted model, not a curated record.
CGGGGCCGCGGGACCGGGAGGCGGUCCGGAGGCGGAGCCUCGGCCGCACCAAGUCCUGCGUGCCGCUCUGCGCCGCCUCUCGCCGGGCCGCCGCUCUCCGCCCAGGGAACCGGGUCAGGCCGCGCCGCCCAUGGUGCUGCUCGAGAGAGCCAUGGCCACUUUCCGCUUGGCCCUCAUCCAACUUCAGGUUUCUUCCCUCAAAUCAGAUAACCUCACUCGAGCUUGUGGUCUCGUGCGGGAGGCAGCAACACAAGGAGCCAAAAUAGUUUCUCUGCCAGAAUGCUUUAAUUGUCCAUAUGGCACGAAAUAUUUUCCCCAAUAUGCUGAGAAAAUUCCUGGUGAAUCUACACAGAAGCUUUCUGAAGUAGCAAAGGAGUGCAGCAUAUAUCUCAUUGGAGGUUCUGUUCCUGAAGAGGAUGCUGGGAAAUUCUAUAACACCUGUGCUGUGUUUGGGCCUGAUGGAACUUUACUGAUAAAGUACAGAAAGCUCCAUCUGUUUGAUAUUGACGUUCCGGGGAAAAUUACAUUUCACGAAUCUGAAACAUUGAGUCCCGGUGAUAGUUUCUCCACAUUUGAUACUCCUUACUGCAGAGUGGGCCUGGGCAUUUGCUACGACAUCCGCUUUGCAGAGCUCGCACAAAUCUACGCGCAGAGAGGUUUGGGAGAGUUUGAGUUUGUUCCCCACUGGGUAAGGACCAAAAUGGGGACUGAGUGUGGGGUGGUGUCAACCUGCACCCAUUCUUCUCUGGCCGUUCUGUCUCAAGGCUGCCAGCUGUUGGUGUAUCCUGGAGCUUUUAAUUUGACCACUGGACCAGCCCACUGGGAGUUGCUUCAACGAGGCCGGGCUGUUGAUAAUCAGGUAUAUGUGGCCACGGCAUCUCCUGCCCGGGAUGAUCAGGCCUCCUAUGUCGCCUGGGGACACAGCACUGUUGUGAGUCCUUGGGGAGAUGUCCUUGCCAAGGCUGGCACUGAAGAGACCAUCGUGUAUUCAGACAUAGACCUGAAGAGGUUGGCUGAAAUACGCCAGCAAAUCCCCAUUUUUAGCCAGAAGCGAUCAGACCUUUAUGCAGUGGAGGCGAAAAAGCCCUAAGGUUUAUGCUUCUAACAUGUCAUGAAAAACAGGAUGAUGUUUCUGCAAUGUAAUCAACUCCCUGUUGAAUUCUUUAAGGAGGUUUUUUUUUUUUCUAAUUUCAGACUUUUCCUUUCUUGGGAACUCUCUAUUGAGAUGAUGGAGCAUCAGCACAUGAUAUUUUUCACACCAUAUUAGAUAGUUAAAAAGGGCUCAGGCUAGCCUUGCGAGCAGAAGGAAAAGGAAAUGGCUAUAACUCCCAUACUAAGUUGCUUCAUAGCAGUUGGUGAAAGUAUCAGAUCUUGGUAUCCUGGUGGCUGCUUCACCUGGUACCCAUAGAUUUAUGUCACAUACUGCUUAUCUCACUGCUGGGGUUAGAAUCCAUUACGUAGAAAAUUUGGUCUGGUGCCGCUCUCUUUUGAGUAGGACGUUGAAGUUUAUAUUUUUAGUCUGUGAGUAGCUAUGGAAAGCAAGGUUAUUGACCUUUGGUGUUUGCUAGAGGAGAUGGCAGCCCCAUCCCUUCCCGGCAGCCUUGGGGCUCUUCAAAUUCAAGAAGGAGCCAAUGAAUCAACCCCAGACCCUCCUGGUCUUAGAGAAAAGGUAGUAUCAAUAGGGAGUCCUGUGGAAGAAUGGCAGCAGUGGCAUUUGGUCAAGGCAACUAAAGUAUGAGUCUCUGUAAAAGAUUUUCUUGAUGGGGUGAGUGUCUGAAAAUAUCUUUGUCUUUUUGCUUUUCUCCCUAGUAACACUUUCUAGCUUGAUGAAGGCAAGCUAGUGGUUUUAGCCUAGUGGUUUUCAGAAGCCUUUUGCACAAUUAAAAAUUAAGGAUUCCAAUGAACUUUGUUUUUAUGUAUGUUACAGUUGGUGGUGGGCUAAUAAACAUUUAACAACCAGCUGUCC